Molecule: messenger RNA, 831 nt
Organism: Fundulus heteroclitus (mummichog)
Lineage: Eukaryota; Metazoa; Chordata; Actinopteri; Cyprinodontiformes; Fundulidae
Gene: med31
Product: mediator complex subunit 31
Exons: 4
Coding region: 156-551 (131 amino acids)
Biological process (GO): regulation of transcription by RNA polymerase II
Cellular component (GO): core mediator complex; mediator complex
Molecular function (GO): transcription coregulator activity
Source: RefSeq, a predicted model, not a curated record
CUGUGGAGCCGCGACAGUUGUAUUGAUGGACGUUUGAUGGCGGCCGACUGUCCCCAACAAAGAUUUACUCCGAACAUUAGAGUCUCUGUUUUGCUGUUUUUAGGACAGAUUGGAGGAAUUUAAGUUUUUAAUCCGGUCACAGGAUCUCUGGUGCCAUGGAAACUGAGGAGCAGGCCCGGAACCGGUUCCAGUCCGAACUGGAGUUCGUCCAAUGUCUGGCCAACCCGAACUACCUGAACUUCUUGGCUCAGAGAGGAUACCUGAGAGACAGACCCUUCAUCAACUACCUGAAGUACCUGCUCUACUGGAAGGAACCCGAAUACGCCAAGUUCCUCAAGUAUCCUCACUGCCUCCACAUGCUGGAGCUGCUGCAGUACGAGCACUUCAGGAAGGAGCUGGUCAACGCUCAGUGCGCCAAGUUCAUCGACGAGCAGCAGCUGCUGCACUGGCAGCACUACUCCAGGAAACGCACGCGGCUGCAGCAGGCGCUGGCCGAGCAGCAGCAGCCGCCGCAGCAGCCGCCGCCGCACGGCAACGCCGCCGCCAAGUGACGCCGCCGCCAUUCCUGCUGGGAACCGAGUCCCAGGCUGGAGCGACACGGGUCAGCGGACACGGACCGGGUCGGCGCCGUCCGUGGACUUCAUGGAGACGAAGCUGCAGCUCAUGUGGGGUUCAGGAGUGAAGGAGGCGUCAGAAAGCUGCUGACGUCAUUUCUCAGUGUUUCUUCUGAUUUUCUGACCUUAAAUUCACGUUUUACACCAUCAACAAGUUUGUAUUUAUUUCCUGUUUCUGCUGCUUUCUUCUGGUUUUGUAAUAAAACGUUUGGAUUUA